This is a messenger RNA of Solanum stenotomum, 905 nucleotides long. RefSeq lists its product as uncharacterized. Gene Ontology annotation, molecular function: N-acetyltransferase activity. Gene Ontology annotation, cellular component: NatA complex; cytoplasm. The coding region runs from base 160 to 657 and encodes 165 amino acids. The record is from RefSeq and is a predicted model, not a curated record. NCBI's taxonomy places the organism in Eukaryota, Viridiplantae, Streptophyta, Magnoliopsida, Solanales, Solanaceae. Gene Ontology annotation, biological process: mitotic sister chromatid cohesion. The transcript is spliced from 3 exons.
UCUAUUUGUCAAAAGGUAGCAGCCAAUUUCAAUUUGACUACACUCUUUCUUCACCUAACUCCUUGCAUCUUCUUCUUCUUGUUUCUACGUGCUUCUAACUCUUAAAGCUCCAAAUUCUAUCUAUCACAGAUCAAAAAUCCAGCGGCAGGGUGCAGAAGAAUGGGAGCUGGACGUGAAGUAGCAAUUUCAUUGGAUGGAGUUAGGGACAAGAACAUGAUGCAACUCAAAAAAAUCAACACCGCUAUUUUCCCAGUACGCUACAAUGAUAAGUACUACACUGAUGCCAUUGCCUCUGGUGAUUUCACCAGGCUAGCAUAUUACAGUGAUAUCUGUGUAGGUUCAAUAGCAUGUCGCCUUGAGAAGAAGGAAAGUGGGGCUGUUCGUGUUUACAUAAUGACUCUGGGUGUUUUGGCUCCAUAUCGUGGGUUAGGUACUGGUACAAAGCUGUUGAAUCAUGUCCUCGAUCUUUGUGCCAAGCAGAAUGUUAUCGAUAUUUAUUUGCAUGUGCACACAAUUAAUGAAGAAGCCAUCAAUUUCUAUAAGAAAUUUGGAUUUGAGGUUACUGAUAAAAUCUCAAACUAUUACACAAACAUUUCCCCACCAGACUGUUUUGUCCUGACCAAGGUCAUCACUCAAACAAAGAAACAGACAGUGUGAGCUGUUUGAUUGAGUCGUCUUGGUCACGCCUUUACUGUAUCUUUGAGGUUCUGAGCCUCUUGUGGUUCUAGUUUUUGCUAUUUAUGGGCAAUGUGCCCCUAUUGAAUUGUGACUGAGUUCCCCCUCCGCUCUCCCUCGUCCUCGUCUUUUGGUAAAUUAUCUUUGCUGUGCAACAGAACGACAGUUGAAUGAUUUCCCUGUAAUAGAAAUAGUACAUUGCAAUGCAAACAUUCAAGUUAGUUAGUUAA